UUAGGGUUACACAGUGCGUCCAUUAAUGCCGACGACGAGGGUGUACAUCGUGCGCCAUGGGGAGACGGCGGAGAACAGGAAUGGGAUCAUGCAGGGCCAGCUGGAUAGCAAGCUGAACGAGGUCGGGGUGGAGCAGGCGAAGAUGGUGGCGGGGGCGCUGAGGGAGGUGCCGUUUGAGAGCGCGUAUAGCAGUGAUUUGAGUCGGGCGGCGGAUACUGCAAAAACGAUUCUAUUGUAUCAUCCGGGGGUGGAGCUGAGGAGGGAGGAGGCGCUGCGGGAACGGCAUAUGGGAGAGCUGCAAGGCAAGCCCAUCAUCGCCAGGAAGAUGGCCAGCGCGCCCGAUGCGCUUGAGGACAUGGAAACGUUCACGGCGCGCCUGGUGUCGUGGUGGGAUCGGGCAAUCGUGCAAGCGCCCGCACGCGAUCACGACCGGGACGUCCUCGUUGUCUCGCACGGCGGUGCAAUCGGGGCGCUUGUUCGUGCUCUAAUUGCGUCCGGGAAGGUCAAGUGUGGCGAGGGCGUCGUGAUUUGGAGGGUCCCGAAUGUUUCUGUAACGCUGAUUGAAGUGGACGAGGAGGGGAAGGGCAAGGUGGUCAAGUAUGCGGAUAUUUCGUUCUUGGAGAAGCAGAUAGAGGAGGCCCUGGUAGAUAAUCCGGACGAGCGGGCAGCAUUAUAGAGUGGUUUGUAGAGCAGCUGUAGUGUAUAGAAUUUGUAUAGACCCCUGGAGAUACAUUAGUCUCAGAUAGACGCCACAUUUGUUGACGAC
Molecule: messenger RNA, 766 nt
Organism: Gloeophyllum trabeum ATCC 11539
Lineage: Eukaryota; Fungi; Basidiomycota; Agaricomycetes; Gloeophyllales; Gloeophyllaceae
Product: phosphoglycerate mutase-like protein
Exons: 3
Coding region: 26-676 (216 amino acids)
Biological process (GO): fructose 2,6-bisphosphate metabolic process; negative regulation of glycolytic process; negative regulation of programmed cell death
Cellular component (GO): cytosol
Molecular function (GO): fructose-2,6-bisphosphate 2-phosphatase activity
Source: RefSeq, a predicted model, not a curated record